Molecule: messenger RNA, 2657 nt
Organism: Peromyscus eremicus (cactus mouse)
Lineage: Eukaryota; Metazoa; Chordata; Mammalia; Rodentia; Cricetidae
Gene: Parp16
Product: poly(ADP-ribose) polymerase family member 16
Exons: 6
Coding region: 313-1383 (356 amino acids)
Biological process (GO): endoplasmic reticulum unfolded protein response
Cellular component (GO): endoplasmic reticulum tubular network; membrane; nuclear envelope
Molecular function (GO): protein serine/threonine kinase activator activity; NAD+ poly-ADP-ribosyltransferase activity; kinase binding
Source: RefSeq, a predicted model, not a curated record
GUGGGGCGGGCAGGCCGGGUCGGCCCGGGUCCCCGGGGUGCUGCCCCCGCCGGGUGCCAUAGCGGCUCCUCCAGGUCAGGGGUCCGAGAGGCGGUUCUCCAGACCUCGUGUUCGCCGCACGGAGCGAUCGAGCCUAGUGUCCUGCAGAGGACGCUCGUCAGCGCGUUCUUACCACUGUCAUCUUGUCACCCCUUUGUUUAGCUCCACCCCCCCGGGCUGGGAAACCCGGCCGCGGACGGUCCGCGAUCCCCCGGGCCCAGGCCCCGGGCUGCCCCGCCUUGUCUUCCCCCGGCCACGCGCCGCGAGCCCGGGAUGCAGCUCUCCAACAGGGCGGCAGCCAGGGAAGCGGCGAGCCGCGACGUGCUGGCCGCGGACCUCCGCUGCAGCCUCUUCGCCUCGGCGCUGCAGAGCUACAAGCGGGACUCGGUGCUGCGGCCCUUCCCCGCCUCCUACGCCCGCCGCGACUGUAAGGACUUCGAGGCCCUGCUUGCAGAUGCUGGCAGGUUACCCAAUCUGAAAGAACUUCUCCAGUCCUCCAGAGACACAGACAAACAGGCUUGGGACCUGGUGAGCUGGAUUUUAUCCUCCAAGAUCCUGACAAUCCACAGCGCAGAGAAGGCAGAGUUCGAAAAGAUCCAGCAGCUGACUGGUGCCCCUUGCACGCCUGUUCCCACCCCGGACUUCCUAUUUGAAAUCGAGUACUUUGACCCAGCCAACGCCAGAUUUUAUGAGACCAAAGGAGAACGAGACCUCAUCUAUGCCUUCCAUGGCAGCCGCCUAGAGAACUUCCACUCCAUCAUCCACAAUGGUCUACACUGCCACCUGAACAAGACAUCUUUGUUUGGGGAAGGGACCUACCUCACAAGUGACUUGAGCCUGGCCCUCAUUUACAGUCCUCACGGCCAUGGGUGGCAGCACAGCCUCCUUGGACCAGUCCUUAGCUGUGUAGCCGUGUGUGAGGUCAUCGAUCAUCCAGAUGUCAAGUGCCAAACCAAGAAGAAGGAUUCCAAGGAAAUCGACCGCAGCAGAGCGAGAAUCAGGCACAGUGAAGGGGGAGAUGUCCCUCCCAAGUACUUUGUAGUCACCAACAACCAGCUUCUGCGGGUGAAGUACCUUCUGGUGUAUUCCCAGAAGCAGCCCAAGAGAAAAUGUUCUGUUGAAAGGCGAGUUGGCGGUGCCAGAGCAAACAGCCCCAGAUCUCCUGAGCAGAGCCGCACGAAGCUUCACUUCGUGAAAUUCAUCAUGUCCUGUCCUCUGAGACAGAACUUCUUGCAUACACUUAAAACAAAAAUGUUUUUCCCGAGUUGCCAACACCCUUUUUCCCUCUGGGCAGGGCCUCCAGUCAGCUCUCCUGGCUGUCCAGCCAUUGGUUCAUGGUCAUGAUGUCCCUGUAUCUGCUGCUGCUGCUCAUUGUGAGUGUCACCAACUCCUCUGCUUUCCACCACUUCUGGAACCGAGUGAAGAGAUGAUCCCAGGCGCCUGGAGUGGGGGCCACUCACCACGUGCCUUAUGGAAGCUUGUCCUCCACCUCCUGCAUCUCAUAUCCAGCCAGGUCGAAUUUGGGGACCGGUUGCAGGGGGUGCACAGGACAAUUUUCAUAUGCCAUAAAUGUACUGAUUGCCUUGGAUGGUGUGCCCAGUCACAGUCCAGUCAAUGGGUGGCCUCCCAUCUGCUUCUUCCCAAAUAGUCGAGGGAGGUGGCUCUUCAGCCAGGGCCAAAGGAAAAGUAACUCCUGCUGCGUUUAAAAGCAACGUGUCCAAGCUGUCCGUGGUGUUUACAAUCGCUCAAACGGAGGCUGGCCCUUUCUUUAAUGCCUUUUGGAAGACAGAGAGUGUGCAAUGGGGGUGAUAAAUCAUUAGGCGGUUGCCUUGUUUUGACUCAAGACACCCAAGAGGGACAGUCGUGUUUCUCGUAAGAACCAGUGGGAUCGUUUGGGGAUUCCAUCAGCUUUAGUCUGCGGGUGUAAAACAUUUGAACGGUUUUCUCAGAUCAACAAACGGUUUCUGCUACAGCUGUACCUCCCUCCCUUCUUAACCACACAGAGAAGGAGCCACAGAGGGAUAACAAAAUGCAGACUUAACCACUAGGAACUCCGUCAUCGUUUUCUAAAAAUGACCAACUGCUGAUUACAGCUGAAACGGAACCAAAUGUUUGUUCUCUGCUUUUGUUGCUGUUUGUUUUAAAGUACCUGUUUGACACAUUAGCCUCCGUGAGCCGAAUAAAAGGAGAGAUGUCUAAACCUAGAGCACCCCGUGGCCUGGGGCCACAGCCUCUUUCCUGGCUGUGUUAUAGAGAGAAGGAUCCAAGCCAUAGGCUCGCCAGGGUCCUCAUUCCCACGAAGCUGCCUUGAUCUACAACACUCUAGGCCUUCAGGGGCCCGGUGGUCUUCAAGACAGACACCUGCCUCAGUUGGCCUCCUAUCUUCCUGCACUGAGUCUCCCUCAGAGGAGCCGUCAUCUUUGGGACUCAGCCCGAGUUUUAGUGUGUGAGCAGAGAGCCCCAGCUGUCCAUGCUGGGUUGUUUACCCCUCCUUCCUGCCAACCUUCAACCAGGAAAGAACGCUGUUGAAUGGGAAUGAGGUCUCCACAGAGAAGGAGAUCGUUUUUCUACAAUUUGUAAAGUUUCUGAAAAAGCCACUAUUAAGUUUUUAAAUCAAA